CUUCGUCAAGAGAAAGCAUCCUCCCAUCUUCCUCUGUUUUUGCUGCGCUUUCGUCUUCCUCGGAGACUCUGUUCCUAGAGAGAGAAAGUAGAGAGAGAGGGAGGGAGAUGAGCAGGAACAGCAGCAGCAGGCUGAACUCGGUGUUCUACGCGGAGUCGUACCACCCGAUCCAGGCGGGCAGCAUCGACGGCACCGACGUCCUCCCCCAUGACAACGCCGUCUACCGCGCCCACCUCUGCUCCUCCGCCGCCCUCUAUGACCCGUUUGGCGAUCCCAAGGCCGUAGGCGACCCGUACUGCACCCUCUUCGUCGGGCGCCUCUUCCACUUCACCUCCGAGGACACUCUCCGCAAGGCUAUGAGCAAGUAUGGUCAUGUGAAAAACUUGCGCUUGGUCAGGCACAUUGUGACUGGUGCCUCAAGAGGUUAUGCUUUUGUUGAAUAUGAAACUGAAAGAGAAAUGAGACGUGCAUAUAAGUCGCCCAAUCCCAUUGGAUGACUUGAAGAGGCUGGGCAUUCCACCUCCUCCAGAGGAACGUCCCUUGUCUCGCUUUGAGGUUCCAUCACCCCCUAGAAGAGGACAGGGUUUGUUAGAUAAGGAAGAAGGAUCUCACAGAAGCUCUAGCAACAGAGAAGAGCAUACUCACAGAGGAAACUCCGAGGACAGGGAAGAUCGCGUGCAUGGGAGGAGCCCUGGUGAUACAUUAGAUCACUCUUACGACAAAAGUUCCCAAGGAAGAACAUCGCCAUGACAAGAGGCGCCAUCAGGAUCAGGAGUUUUCCAAUAGGAAGAGCUCGCUGGAAUUAGAAGAGAAGCACCAUUACAGAAGCUCUGUGGAGAAGGAAGAAACUGUAAGAAGCUCUUUGGAUGGGGAAGAGCGCUCUCGCAAACGGAGCUCCAUUGAUGAUGAUGGACGUAUCAAGAAAAGGAGCAGAAGAAGUUCAUCGGAGAGAGAGGAUCAUAAAGAGAGAGACUCGUCUGAUAGAGAGGAGCGCCAUCACAAAAGCAGGUCUCGAGAUGAGAAAGAACGCUCUUAUAAGCGUCACAAACAUCGUGAGAGAUCCCAUCAGCAUGAGGGGAAAAGAUCAAUCAGUCAAGAAUAUCCAUCUGAUUAUUGAUUUUUGGGCAGUUUGCCUUUGGUUUGAAUCCAGAGAAACAUGCACGUAGGGAUUGCUUUUUGCUUGCCUUCUACAGAGUGUAAUAAGGAGAAUGAUGUGCAUAGAGAUUUUAAGUAAUUUUACCUCUCAUGCUGAGGCGUCCUCGACAUUACUACAACGAGGCCACAGAGAGUGACCAGCGGGACUUUUGCAGAGGAUGGUUAUUGAUUUUAAGAGAGAUAGUCGUCUUGUUGCUGUGAUUGAGUUUAACCAGAGGUGUGAAUACGGAAGGCAUACUGAGGGAGAAGUCGUCUUGUUUCUGUGACUGAGUUUAACCAGAGGCAUGAAUACGAAAGGCAAACUGAGGGAGACUUCGCCAUCCGGAACACCUAAUUCCUUCCGGAGGUAGUCCAUCUGAGUCACAACUUUUAGAUGUGCCAACAAUUGUCAUUGAAAGCAACUCUUCAAUUGGAUAUAUGACGGGUUGUGCUCAGAUUGGGAAGGGAAAUCGAAUUGUUAUCGCAUAAGCGCAGGCUAGCGCACCUUUUCAUCUUUUAGGCACUCUAGUGCUAGUCUUUUGUUAUUCGUAACAUAAUUUCCUUCUCAGGAAGCUGCUUCACUCCCACGCAGAAGACAAUACUAAGGUCUGUAUCCUUUCGGUCUGUUUAAGGCCCAAUUCUCUAAAUUUCUCUGCUGAAAAAAUCAUCUCACAGUUCAUCUACUCAUCUCGAGGGAGGACGGGGUCCCCCUAA
This is a messenger RNA of Eucalyptus grandis, 1848 nucleotides long. RefSeq names its product U11/U12 small nuclear ribonucleoprotein 35 kDa protein. Bases 108 to 497 code for a protein of 129 amino acids. Gene Ontology annotation, molecular function: mRNA binding; snRNA binding. Gene Ontology annotation, biological process: mRNA splicing, via spliceosome. Gene Ontology annotation, cellular component: U12-type spliceosomal complex; precatalytic spliceosome. NCBI's taxonomy places the organism in Eukaryota, Viridiplantae, Streptophyta, Magnoliopsida, Myrtales, Myrtaceae. The record is from RefSeq and is a predicted model, not a curated record. The transcript is spliced from 6 exons.